Messenger RNA from Boleophthalmus pectinirostris (great blue-spotted mudskipper), 6096 nucleotides. RefSeq names its product DEAD-box helicase 19b (gene ddx19b). The transcript has 12 exons. Gene Ontology annotation, cellular component: cytoplasmic stress granule; nucleus. Gene Ontology annotation, molecular function: ATP binding; RNA helicase activity; RNA binding. Lineage: Eukaryota; Metazoa; Chordata; Actinopteri; Gobiiformes; Gobiidae. Bases 153 to 1589 code for a protein of 478 amino acids. The record is from RefSeq and is a predicted model, not a curated record. Gene Ontology annotation, biological process: poly(A)+ mRNA export from nucleus.
UGAGCGCGCUGCACAGUGACACGGCCGCUUUGGGCACGCCAUUGUAGACACUAGUUACUGCCGCUGUCAUUCUCCGCCCUGUCGCCUGCGCUGGUUUGGUGUUUCAUUCAUUAUUCCAGUGAAAGUUCCAUAGUGUAAAGCCUCGUUUCACAAUGGCUGACUCCUCCUGGGCGCAGGCCGUGGACGCGCAGGAACGCGAAGCUUCCGAAUCGAUUAACAGUCUCCAAAUCAAAGAUAAACCAGAAGAGAAUGGCGCAGCUUCAAAAACAGAAGGAGAAGCGAAUAACAAGACAGAGGAUGAGGACAAAGAGGACAAAGCCGCACAGUCUUACCUGAACAAACUAAUCCGGAGCAGUUUGGUCAACAACAAAAAUGAAGUGGAAGUUUUACAGAAAGAUCCAAAUUCACCUUUAUAUUCCGUCAAAUCUUUUGAGGAGCUCAGACUUAAACCACAGCUGUUACAAGGAGUGUAUGGGAUGGGUUUCAACAGACCGUCUAAAAUCCAGGAGACUGCAUUACCCAUGAUGCUCGCUGAGCCUCCACAGAAUCUAAUCGCACAGUCACAGUCUGGAACAGGCAAAACUGCUGCUUUUGUUCUGGCCAUGCUCAGUCACGUGGACCCCAACAACAAGUGGCCUCAGUGCUUGUGUGUGUCACCUACGUAUGAGCUGGCUCUGCAGACGGGGAAGGUCAUUGAGCAGAUGGGCAAACACUAUCCUGAGGUGCAACUGGUCUACGCCAUCAGAGGAAACAAGUUGCCGAGGGGAGUGAAGCUGCAGGAGCAGAUCGUGAUCGGGACCCCGGGAACGAUGCUCGACUGGUGCGCCAAGUUCAAGUUCAUCGACCCCAAAAAGAUCCGUGUUUUUGUGCUGGACGAGGCCGACGUGAUGAUCGCCACACAAGGACAUCAAGACCAGAGCAUACGCAUACAGAGGAUGCUGCCUAAGAACUGUCAGAUGCUCCUGUUCUCUGCCACGUUCGAGGAGACGGUGUGGAACUUUGCUCAGAGGAUUGUCCCAGAGCCAAACAUCAUCAAACUGAAGAGAGAGGAGGAGACGCUGGACACCAUUAAACAGUACUACGUCCUGUGUAACUCUAAAGAGGAGAAGUUUGAGGCACUCUGCAACAUCUACGGAGCCAUCACCAUCGCUCAGGCCAUGAUUUUCUGCCACACGAGGAAAACCGCCGGGUGGCUGGCAGGGGAGCUGUCUAGAGAGGGUCACCAGGUGGCGCUGCUGAGUGGAGAGAUGCAAGUGGAGCAGAGAGCGGCGGUGAUCGACAGAUUCAGAGAGGGAAAAGAGAAAGUGCUCGUCACGACCAACGUUUGUGCCAGAGGUAUUGAUGUGGAGCAGGUGUCCGUGGUGAUAAACUUUGACCUCCCAGUGGAUAAGGAUGGUAACCCUGACAACGAGACAUACCUGCACCGGAUUGGUCGCACAGGUCGCUUCGGCAAGCGCGGCCUGGCCAUCAACAUGGUGGACAGCAAGAUGAGCAUGAACAUCCUCAACCGCAUCCAGGAGCAUUUUAAUAAGAAAAUCGAGAGGUUGAACACGGACGACUUGGACGAGAUUGAGAAAAUCGCCAGCUAAAGGGGCGGCCGCGUCCUAUCUUAAAGGGACGGUCCCCUCCUCAUGGCUCUCCAUGGACUCACUGUUUUAAGCUUUUACUUUUUUAGAUUCUGGAGAGAAAAAAAAAAAAAUCAGUUUACACAUACUCAUGUUUCUGUCUCUGAAACAUACCCCAUUUCACUAUUUGUGUGAUUUAAUAAAGUCUAGUUUUAUUUUUUAUUAUUAUUUUGUGGUGCUACUUUGGAAUUAUUUUUCCUAAGUUUGGGAAUCAGGAACAUUACACAAUGCCAAGAGAUCUUAUUAUGAUUAUAAUGUGCCACAACAUUUUUAAACUAAAAACCAUACAAAAAGACUAUCUUGGUCGAAUCAUGCCGGUUGUGCUGGAUCGAUUGCACAAAAGCUCCAGUGAAGUUGGGUAUGCUUCUGUCUGGGCCUGGCCACACUUCAUGUACAUGGGUAUUUUUAUAAACCGCUUAUUUUACCAUCUGUUUGGGCAUCUUGUGAAUAUGUAAACCUUUUUAUGACAAGUUUGGAAAGUAAAGAUGCUCUAAAGUAAGUGAUUGCGUUCUAGUUUUUUACAAGGAAAGUAGCAUUUAAAGGAACUGUAUGUAGCCUGCACACUUGUUUUAAAGAUACUAUGAUACUAUGGACUGAGCCUGUGUUGCCAGAGCCUUAACCUGCAGAUACACAUCCAGGGCCUCAAGUGAAACUCAGAACCUCUAGAAUUCCCUCCCUGAGCUGCAAAGGCUGCACUAGCACUGACUCAGGAUUGGUGCAGGUGCUGGCCUUAGGGAGAGACUAUUGAGAUCAGAAAGAGACAUUUUAGGUUUAAACACUGGAUUUCAGCUUUGAAACUGGCAACUCAAAUGAAAGAGUCAUGUGAGGCUCUUUCUGCUCUCUGAUUGGAUAAACAUGUUUUGUGAUCCAAAACACCAAAUUAUAACUAACAACUUGUCUAAUAUUUUGUAAUUCAGAAUAAAUCAGCAUUAUAAUUCUUAUUAAUUAAAGCUAUAUUUAUUUUGAACAUGUUUGUGUUAAUAACGUUUGAAUCAAAAUCAUGCAUACAGUUCCUUUUACACAAGGUAAAAAUCUGUGGCUGAGGUUCAGAUAUUUUGAAUGGACUGCCAAAUUAACCACACAAGCGUAAGAAACAGCCCCUAAAAACUCAUGUAUUUUGAUAUAGGAAAUGUAUACUUGAAUUUGCAUAUCUCCAAAACAAUUGUGACACAAUCCAUUUUUAGAUGUAUCUCCUACCUCAACUGCACACAGCUUAAACUUGUUAGUUUGAAUUUCUUAAUCUUAAAUGUCCAUGUAUGUGUGACCAGGCCCUACAUAAUGUUAUUGAUGGUGAUGUUUGAGUUGGAAGGGUCUAUGCAAAACUAUUCUUACACUAUUGAAAUGGGACAAUGUUCGGUUUAAACUCAACUUCAGGAAACUAUAAAGUUAAAUAAUCUGUCAUGUUUCUUCACUGGUGUAGUGCCUCAAGUAAGCAUAGAAUCACCAAACAUCAUUUUAAAAAUGGACAAUUUUCAAAUUCACAACCAAAAUUCAGGAAAUGUUGGGACACUUUUAAAAAUGUUAUUAAAGAUGCAGGUUUUCAAUGUGCAAAUCUAUCCAUCAUUCCUGUAUCAGAGUGUGUAUCAUCGGCCUCAUGGCUUGGGGCAGCACUGGAGGUGGGGUGGGUUUGAGAGGGCACUAGCCUCCCUUAGAAUGGCCUAUGCACCCCCAUAGCUCCCUCAGACAUUUUACCUAAUUUUCAAAGAACAUUUAUUCUCGACUAGAAAUGUUCAGAUGGCAACCACAGAGUUAAAAAUGAGACUACUAUAAACCUACAAUUCCAUAUUAGGUUUUAUCAAUCACGACAGAGGCCAGCUACAGUUAAACUUGUUUAAAACAGCAAAGCAAACAUGUUAACAUAUUAAGUGAGUACCCCCCAUUGAACACUCUGGCACUCCCUUAGCUCCUCCAACCAAAAGUGUCUGGCAGCGCCCCUGCUCAUAGCUCUUCUGCUCUCUAGACCCUGGGUUCUGUCCUCAGCCAAUCAGAAAACAUUUUACAGCAGUACAAAAUGCCCCAGUAGGGAUAUGCCAAUCCACCUUUUUCAGCUUUGAUACUUUGACCCUAGUAGUACCAGGGUAGGUGAGGGGGGUGUUAUUUAAAAAUGUGAAUAUUUUGUGGUUAAUUCCAAAGAUUGAAAUCUGAACUGUUAAACUAAGUCUAGAAUCUCAUGUAUUUCAAAACAUGUUUGUAGAGGUCUACACAGGAUUAAGCAGCUUUUACACAAAAAAGACCCCAUGGAGACACAGGGAGGGCAUCUGACACACAGGGACAUUUUGUUCUCUCAUAGGACCUCAUAUUAUCUUAAAAAUAGCAGCACACCAAAUCGUAAAACUCCCAUCAUUCAUUAUAUGUGACUUUGUCCCAGCCUUUUCUGACUCGUUUUGGUUGCAUUUUUUGACAGAUUUGCUUCACAUUUGUCAUGUGUUUGAAUCAGGGUUGGGCUCAGCUGCUGUUCUGUGCUCUUCAAGAUUGUGAUCUCAAAUCUCAAUGCCUCAAGUGCAUUAUUCACUAAUUUUGUUGACAAUUAUUUGAAAAUUAUUUGGGCUUAAAGUGCCUAUGACAGGAACUGACUAUUGUCUAAUUUCUACUUAAGUUGGUGGGAGAAGUUGGAGACAUAAUGUUGGAUGUAUAAAUCAUAGUUUUACAUCAAUCAAGAAGCAAUUUGUGAGGAAAAGUUGAAAAUAUAUUAAAAUGACAGGAAUAGAGAGUUCUCUUUUACAGGGUUCCAUAUGGUUGACGUCACACUGGGAGAAUUUCACAAUUUGUACACAAAAACAUUUUUUUCUUAUACUUUAAACAUUAUUUCAACAAAAUAAAGGUGUUUUUUAAAAUUUUUUUAUCUGUCAUAUAUUCAUUUUUGUACAAUAGAGGAGUCCUGGCCCAGUGUACCACAUGGUUGCUAGGUAACAGUUCUGGAAUUCCCUAGUGUGAUGGCAUGAUUUCCAACCAGGAAGUAAAAUUUUAAACCUAAAAAAAAAAAGACCAAACUGGAGAAAACAUUAGAAACGUUUUAGUAAAAUGUUAUAAUGAUCUUAACUGUGUUUUUAGUCAAACGAAUAGUCUAACCUACCAUAGGCACUUUAAUAUUCUGAGGAAAACUUGACAUUUUUGAUUACUAUGAGUACUAUAUAAUGAUAAUAUAUAAUGAUAAUGAUUGCAUUUUGAGCAUCUGUAGAUGUGUGAAACCAAAUGUUGAUUCUGGACCUGUGGCUCGAAUGGAUUUCAAAACAAAAUGUUGUUCUUCAAAUAUUGGUGAGAAAAGUGUGUCUGAAUCAGACACUUGUGAAAAGUAGAAAAAGAGUUUGGAUUGUUACAAACACAGCACUGUAAAAGCACUGUGAACAGUUUGAGCAGAGGUGGUUUUCUCUAUGACUUUGCCUCAGGUUUUGACUUCAAGAUCCAGUACAUCUCUUUAGACAGAGGGAUCACUCUGCUCACCACUCGGUUUAUUUCACUGAGUGAUACAAGUGAAACCGAGGAGCUCACAGAGGUGAUAAGAGUAGCAAGUGUAGAAAAUGUUACUCAAUUAAGAGUAAUGUGGUCCAAGAAAUUACUCAAGUAACUUAAAGAGAAACUGUCAAGACAAAAGUUAAUGUAAUUGGAAGAACACAACAUUAAGUAAGUCACAAAAUCUGGAGUUUUCACAGGACAGACACAAAAAUGAGAAACACAAAUGUUCAAAUUGUUAACAUAAAGCUUUUGUCACUUUAGACUUACAGUGUACUGUUACUUCACUAAAAUAUUACUCAAGUAGGAAUAAAAAGUAUGCUGCUAGAAAGUACUGUGAAAAGUACAGCUCAUUGGUCACCAAUCACUUUGAAUAAAUGACAUUUCUUUCCUCUCAGAUGAACAGGGUUUAGUGCUUCACUCAUUAAUUUUUCAAAAAUGUGCUAAAACUGAAACAAAGUGAUCGAGAAAGCCUCACAGUACAGGUGGAACGUUGUAAAUAACAUUAUUUUGACCAAUGCUCUGGACUCUUUUCAUUGGUCAGUUCUUCAUUCGUCAAAAGGCUGGCGUUUGUUCCAGGUCUGGACUUUAUGGACUAAAUUCUCACAGUGAGAAAAACCAAACAGCCAAAUUGAGUGCGAGUGUGCUCCUAAAACACUGGCUCUGUGAAUAUGUUUGGAUUUAUAAGAAAUGCUGAAUGCGGUUUAUUAUUUAGACACUUGGAUGUAGACAUUAACCGUGAGAGUGUGCACAUUUUCCUUUAGUCCUGAGUCAUAUGGUGCAAGAGCAGGGGUCACCAGGAGAGGGUGUGAUAAAGGCAUAUCUGCAAUGCACGGUUCAAAAUCUCUAUUAGGUCAAGUUAAAUGGAUAGGAUUUGUAUUUGAAGUACUUAAGGACCAUGUGACUGCAGAAUAAAUAUGAGCUAAAUUUGAGGCAUGAAUUACCAGCAAAAUGUAAUUAUUGUAUUAUUACCUACAAUAGAAUGUUAUACAGUACAGCAUUAGUAAAAAAAAAAAAACAU